AGUUGCUGUGUGUUCAGUGACGGAUUAUGUGUAAUGGUACAAUCAAAUGUGCAACAGUAGUUGUAGUCAUAAGUGACUCGCCCUUUUCGCUGUAGAUUUGUAGGCACUCACGUGAUAGGUCGCAUUUUUGAAUUAGUACAAUGCACUUUAGGAUAUACAUCUAGUAUCUAGAUGUGCAAGUUUUCUCACGAUGUUUUCCUUUAGCGUAACUCAUUGGUACAUGUCAGCGCCGAGAAUCGAACCCGCAUCUCUGGCGUGAGAAGCGGGCGCUUACCCGACUGAGCUACCACCACUCUAAAUCAGUAUAAUUCUAAUGGAAAAUUCAGCCUUCCUCACCCACCUUAUACCGGCUACCUAUCCAACUUCCUCGGUCGAGCUAACCUGCAUCCCACGCUAGCUCAUUCCUGUUCUUAACAUACGCUUUUAUUGUUCCAGAUACAGCUAUAAUGUCGCUACUCCCAGUGAACGCUUCGAGUCUGCUGGACGACAAUCUGACCGACAGUGAAUACACUCCAUACGAGGACCGGCUAGAGACCUACCUGGUGCCGGUGUUGUUCGCCAUCAUCUUUGUGGUGGGGGUCCUGGGAAACGGGACUCUGGUCAUCGUGUAUGUCAGACAUAGGGGCAUGAGGAAUGCUCCUAAUACGUACAUAUUCUCCCUCGCGCUGGCGGAUCUGCUGGUCAUUCUAAUCUGCGUUCCAUUUGUCUCCGUGAUCUACACCCUGGAGUCGUGGCCUUGGGGCGAGCUGAUCUGCCGAAUCUCCGAAGCAGCUAAGGACGUCUCUAUCGGCGUGUCAGUGUUCACGCUAACCGCCCUGUCGGCGGAGAGAUAUUGCGCUAUCGUGAACCCGUUUAGAAAGCUGCAGCUGCGCAAGCUACCGCUGGUCUGCGCGACGGUGAUCUGGGCGGCGGCGCUGCUGUUCGCGGUGCCGGCGGCGCUGUUCUCCAGCACGCCCACCGUGCUGCUGCAGGACAACAUCACCAUCUACUACUGCACGCCCUACCCGAAGGGCUGGAAGAAUUAUACCAAAUGGAUGACACUGUCGAAAGCGGUGAUUUACUACGCGUUGCCGCUUCUGGUGAUUUCUAUUUUCUACUCGUUGAUGGCUCGGCGUCUGCUGGCGAGCACCAAGGAGAUGCCUGGAGCCCUGCAUGCGGGGCAGGGCGAGGCCCAGGCCAAGGCACGCAAGUCUGUGGCCUGUAUGGUGCUUAUUUUUGUUAUAGUAUUCUUCGUAUGCUUCCUGCCGUACCACACGUUCGAGGUGUGGUUCUACUUCUCCCCGACGGCGGAGAACGACUACAACGACUGGACACACGCCUGGAGGAUCAUCGCCUUCUGCUUGAGCUUCCUGAAUUCCUGCGUCAACCCUGUCGCGCUCUACUGCGUGAGCGGCGUGUUCCGCCAGCUCUUCAACCGCUACCUGUGCUGCCGGCGCGGCGCGCUGCACCCCACCUGCAGCUCUCGCAUGUCCCGCACCGCCGUCUGCGAGACCUCGUUCCGGAGCACGCACCGGCAUCGAUGCAAUAGAAAUCCAACAGAGAGCGUGGUCAUAUCCAACUACGACUACGGCAGUACGAAGAAGAAGAGCAACAUCAUCUCAAGGAACAGUACUGAUGGUGUCAGCGGAGUCACCAUCAUGACCAUCCGGGACACCAGUGAGUUCAUCAACGGAGACGCCGAUGAGAAGUGCGUCAAUAGAUAAAUCAUCAUCAUCAAAUUCAAAUUAAGAUUCUUGUAAAUUGACUGUUUGACAAGGAAUCUCAGCGUUACAAUCUUCAGCGCUUUGUGCGUGAGAAAUGUCAAACCUCUGAUAUUUGAAAUAGUGAUUGCCGGGAUAGCGCGAAGGGCAUAAUCUUUGACGUUUCUCGUGUAAAGUGAAUUUUGUACGAUGGGAUUCCGGGCUAGGGUACCGAUCAGUGCUCUCAAGCCCCACGUCCACCGAGGGACUGGCUGGAAAUUAUUAAUCAACACAGUAAUAAAGAUUUUCAAAGGUUGGAUUAAGCAAUCCGAUUUUUCUGCGAACAUUGAUUGAUGGGGCGUCCCAAAUGGAAAGAAAUUUAUUUUUCCAAGUCGAAGUUCGGACGCUAGGGAACAAAAAAUAACUCAGAGUAGAAUCAGACUCAGUUUCGACCAAACAUUUUUGAACUUUAUUGCUUUGAUCAUAGCGUUUGUAAAUGAUAUAUUCUUUUUUCUGUGGCAAAGUGAUUACUUUCUGUGAAUAAGAAGUAAAUUAGGAACGCCUGUAUAGGAAUGCUGGAAAGACAUUUAAGUUAUUGAUAAAAUAUAUGUCCCUAAAUAUUGAAUAAGUAAUUUAAAAAAAUCUAUGCAUUGCAUACAAUUUAAUGUUCUAUGUAAUAGUAGUACUGUAAAUAGGUAGUAGGUAAGUACUUAUAUUAAAUGUAAGAUUAAAAUCUAUAAAUAGAAAAGUUCUCAAAGAAAAUAGAAGCAGCGCCAUUUUGAGUAUUUUUUUAUAUUUCCCGUAAUUCUUGACACAACGAACUUAUUUUUAAUGUAAAUAUUAUAUUAUUUAUUUCUAUAUAAUGUUAUUUGUUGUCGAUUAAUUUAUUCAAAUUGAUAAAAUGAUUCAAAACUAUUGUUUCAAAAUGUUUCUCGUCGGUAAUUUAAGUGAAUGUUAACAUAAUAUUAAAUAUUAAUGUAAUUAUAGGAAUUCUACUUGACUUUGACCCCUUUCUGAUUAAAAUGACAUUUUUUUCCAUCAACGUGAUAGGUACAUAAUAGGUAGUAUCAACAAAUAUUUCUUCCAUGCUGGCUAUUUUGAAAAUAAAUUACCACCAUAAUUAUUGAAAUAUCAAGUUAUAUAUGUACAUACUGUUAACUUUAAUAUAGACCUGAAAAUGCUGCAGAUUUGUAAAAAAAAUGAAUGUACUUAUUUAAUUAAAAUGAUUC
This is a messenger RNA of Plutella xylostella (diamondback moth), 2908 nucleotides long. It is a transcript of the gene NGR-A14, whose product is annotated as neuropeptide receptor A14. Gene Ontology annotation, biological process: G protein-coupled receptor signaling pathway. The record is from RefSeq and is a predicted model, not a curated record. NCBI's taxonomy places the organism in Eukaryota, Metazoa, Arthropoda, Insecta, Lepidoptera, Plutellidae. Gene Ontology annotation, molecular function: neuropeptide receptor activity. Gene Ontology annotation, cellular component: plasma membrane.